UUCAAAAGGGUAAGGGUUAGAAGUUGAAGAAGAGCUGCUAAAAAGGCGGGAAUAUCGGCAAUCCGGCAAUGAGCUCACCGCCGGCGAUGGACUCAGAUGUAUCGGAUCUGGUUUGCCGGCUGGACAAUGUCCAGGGCAUAGUGGACGCCCUCUCCUCUAUUCGAUGGAAACGCCAGCAGGACGCUGUUGUGGAGUUAUCCGAGCAUGGAAUAGUACUCAUUGUUGAGGAGUCUAGAUGUCUUCAAGCGAAAGUUUAUCUACAGCGUGAGCUAUUCGUGCAAUAUGAGUAUGCAUCAGAAGGGAGACCACGGUUUGGUGUAAGUUUGGGUCUCUUUGUUGAUUCUCUCAGCACUUUCUCUACCCCUGGACGGACAAACAUGAUUGAAAUCCGGUACCCAGGACCAGAUAUGCAGCUUCUUAUCAAGUCUCUUGAUUCGUAUAAUGCUUGCAUCUAUGCUGAAAUCAGAACAAGGAUCCCCGAUAUGGUUUCCUGGGACUACAACUUUGAAGCUGCUGGAGAUACUCCUCUAAGCUUUACUGUUAAGUCUGCAGCUUUGAAGGAAGCCAUUGAUGAUCUUGAAUGGCCAGGAUCCAGCAUUCAGAUAACACUAAAACCAGACCCUCCAUCUGUUACCUUCAGAGGAGAAGGCCAUGGUGACUUGCAGAUAGACUUCAUGUACUAUGUGAACACAGACCUGUUGGUUGCAUUUCAUUGCGAUCGUCAAGUCUCGUACAGGUAUAAAUAUAAGUUCCUUCGUGCGACAUCUUGCAAUAUUCCAGGCAGUGUUAUAAAGGAUAACAGAGGAAGCAAAUUGACGAUAGGGAGAGGUGGUAUGCUAAAAGUUCAGCAUCUGGUGUCUGUUUCCAAAUCAUCCAUUCCACACCCACACAUUGACUCUACUGGUUAUCAACAGCCCAGCCGAAUAGCUUAUAUUGAGUUCUUUGUCAAGCCCGAGGAUGAUGAAACUUAGGAUUAACGAGGUACCCUCAAGUUAGCUUAGCUUGAACAACAAGGAGAAAAACAAAUGAAAACCAAGAACCAAACAAAUUUAUAUAUUAAAGUUGUGGUUAGGUGAUAAUAGUGUGUCAUCAUGAAUGAGAGAAGGGAGAAAAAAAAGGUCAAAUGAAAUGGAAGACCAGAUUUGCUAGUACUAUAAAUCAUAUGUUAAUUGUGGGAUGUUUCCUUAGAUAAACAGUUGACCAAAUUAAUCUUGUAAUCCGCAUCCAGGUUUUAGGAGACAAGGAUCCUCUAUCUAAUA
This is a messenger RNA of Impatiens glandulifera, 1259 nucleotides long. RefSeq lists its product as uncharacterized. Bases 69 to 971 code for a protein of 300 amino acids. Gene Ontology annotation, biological process: DNA damage checkpoint signaling; DNA repair. NCBI's taxonomy places the organism in Eukaryota, Viridiplantae, Streptophyta, Magnoliopsida, Ericales, Balsaminaceae. The transcript is spliced from 7 exons. Gene Ontology annotation, cellular component: checkpoint clamp complex. The record is from RefSeq and is a predicted model, not a curated record.